Molecule: messenger RNA, 1435 nt
Organism: Carassius carassius (crucian carp)
Lineage: Eukaryota; Metazoa; Chordata; Actinopteri; Cypriniformes; Cyprinidae
Product: proteinase-activated receptor 4-like
Exons: 2
Coding region: 291-1391 (366 amino acids)
Biological process (GO): phospholipase C-activating G protein-coupled receptor signaling pathway; positive regulation of Rho protein signal transduction; blood coagulation
Cellular component (GO): membrane
Molecular function (GO): thrombin-activated receptor activity
Source: RefSeq, a predicted model, not a curated record
GGAACAGUCAAGAGAGACUCAUUGGUUGAUAAGAUCACGAGGGGGCGGAAUGAGAAACCACCCAAGAUAAGAAAACUAUCAAAACAACGUUCUGCUUAAUAUACCAUGAGACAAACGCUAGCGGAAUAAUAGAGGAUAAACAGCAAAGAAGCGCAGUGGACGGGUUCUUCUACAACCUGAAAAACCUUUGAAUAGCACAUCGCUAGAAAAUAUCUAGACAGGGGAGAGAUUUCACCUCUAAAAAAAAAUUCCGUAAAACUUGUAUUUAAAGAGACUGAAGUUUCAGGACCAUGACGGUUUUUUUAUUUACUCCAGUACCUUUUUUCUGUUUCCUCAUUUUUCUUCCCGUCUCAUCAACUUCAGAGGUGAACAGCUCAAAUAACAUGACAAACCUUAAAAAGGGUCGGAUCUUUCCUCUGUUUAAUAAUUCCAUUCCAGAGGAGUAUAUGGAGCAGAUGCAGAGCUACAGCUUUACACUAGUGGUUCCUCUUCUCUGCUUCUUCGCCUUUUUCAUUGGACUUCCCACAAACCUGUUGGCCCUCUGGGUGCUGCUCUUGCGAACUAAGAAGCUCCCAUCCACCAUUUUGCUGAUCAACCUCACCAUCUGCGAUCUUCUGCUACUGCUGGUGCUCCCCUUCCGUAUCGUCUACCACUUCCUGGGCAACAACUGGACAUUUGGAGAACCAUUCUGUCGGGUUGUAAUUGGGCUCUUCUAUGGAAACAUGUACGGCUCAGUGGUUUGUCUGGCACUGAUCGCCAUGGAUCGCUAUGUAGCGCUUGUUCACCCUUUUGGUGCUAAGAUGUUUAGAAGUAACAAGAAUUCUAUCUAUAUGAGUGUUUUGGUUUGGAUAGUGGUUUUAGCUGCUGUUGUGCCCUUGUUAGCCUCACAACAGUCCUAUAAGAUAGCCAACCUCCCUAUAACAACUUGCCAUGAUGCACUACCUAUAGAACAGCAUACAACAUACUUCCUGCCAUACUUUACUACUCUCUUCUCCCUCUGUUUCCUGCUUCCACUGCUGGUUGUGCUGUUCUGUUAUUCUGCAGUGUUACAUACCCUUAUGGCUGAAGGGCAGCGUUUUGCUCAUGCAAUUAGAGUGACUGUGCUGAUAUUAAUUGUUUUUGUGGUUUGCUUAUUGCCUAGUAACAUUCUCUUGCUUUUGCAUUACUCCAAAUCAAACUUUGACCUUUAUGUUCCAUACCAGAUCACUUUGUCUUUCAGCACCUUCAACAGCUGCUUUGAUCCUAUCAUCUUUUAUUAUGUGUCUAAGGAUUUCAGAAAGAAGUUAUGGGAGACCCUCAGAUGCUCUUGGUCUGAUUCAGAAUCCUCCUCAGAAUCUAGGACAAAGAUGACCUUACUAUCAAAGAUGAGCAGGUCUGAAGCAACAGCUUGAUCAUGAGGGUAGCAUGGCAGGCACGCAGAUCAGAAGAUAUCAGG